Messenger RNA from Vitis riparia (riverbank grape), 1659 nucleotides. Its product is annotated as ribosome production factor 1-like. Gene Ontology annotation, biological process: maturation of 5.8S rRNA; maturation of LSU-rRNA. Gene Ontology annotation, molecular function: rRNA primary transcript binding. The transcript has 14 exons. NCBI's taxonomy places the organism in Eukaryota, Viridiplantae, Streptophyta, Magnoliopsida, Vitales, Vitaceae. The record is from RefSeq and is a predicted model, not a curated record. The coding region runs from base 257 to 1297 and encodes 346 amino acids. Gene Ontology annotation, cellular component: preribosome, large subunit precursor; nucleolus.
GGGUUUCUCAGCUUUACCGUAGGGUUUAUCAGCUCUUCUUCAAUUUCAUCUACGUCUUCUCUGCCCGCCUCACUAUCUUCACUGUACCCCUGAUCACUGUUUACGCAAAAGCAUUCAACCUCCAAAGGGCUGUAUUUUGGUAGAUCUCUUACUUCAAGGUUCUGAAAGUCAGCUUGGCAGGGUUGGCUUUAACCUUAUGAUUUGAAGGUGUCGUUGUUUUGCACCCAAAUAGACUGGGAGAAGAUCAAAGAGUGUAAUGGGAGCAAAGAGGAAGAAGAGUGAAGAAGUUGGGGGGGAUGAUGAAGUAGCUGGAGGAAAGAAACAAAUACUCCCAUCUAUGAUAAAGAACAAGGACAAGAGAAGUGCUGUUCAUGCAAAGCUCAAGCACCAAAAGAAGAUUGAGAAGCGUAAAAAAGCAAAGGCUCGUGAAGCUGCUGAGAAGAGAGCUCUUGAGCUUGGUGAGGAGCCUCCUGUGAAGGCGAUCCCCCGCACUAUUGAGAACACCAGAGAGUUUGAUGAGACCGUUUGCAAGCCUGAUGAUGAAGAGCUAUUUGCUGGAAAUGAUGCAGAUGAGUUUAGUUCAAUUCUGAAUCGGAAAUCUGAUCCAAAGAUACUGAUUACCACCUGCCGCUUCAAUUCUACUAGAGGACCUGCUUUUAUAUCCGAACUGCUAUCGGUGAUCCCAAAUGCUCAUUACUAUAAGAGAGGAACCUAUGACCUGAAAAAGAUUGUAGAAUAUGCAAAAAUCAAGGACUUCACUUCUCUUAUAGUUGUUCACACCAAUCGCAGGGAACCAGAUGCUCUUCUAAUCAUUGGCUUACCAGAUGGACCUACUGCCCAUUUCAAGCUCUCAAAACUUGUUUUACACAAGGAUGUCAAGAAUCAUGGAAACCCAACUAGUCACAUACCUGAGCUAGUGCUGAAUAACUUCACAACACGUUUGGGUCAUCGUAUUGGGAGGAUGAUACAAUCACUUUUUCCUCAAGCUCCAAACUUUCGUGGGCGUAGAGUUGUGACAUUCCACAAUCAGCGCGAUUUUAUAUUCUUCCGCCAUCAUCGGUAUAUUUUUGAAAGCAAAGAAAGUAAGCAAGGUGAUACAAAAGGUAACAAAGACAAAGAUGCCAAGGGUGAGAAAAGCUCUCAAGGAAAAGUGGUUGCCCGCCUUCAGGAGUGUGGCCCUCGGUUCACGCUGAAGCUAAUAAAUUUACAGCAUGGAACAUUUGAUACCAAAGGCGGGGAAUAUGAGUGGGUUCACAAGCCGGAGAUGGACACAAGCCGCAGGAGAUUUUUCUUGUGACCCGUUUUCAGUUUUGUCGUGAAAGAUCAGAGUUUUGGCGCAUUGGAAACUCAUAUUUGACUUCCGGGGUGUCUGAAAUUUUGUUGUUUGAAUUCAACAAAAACGAACUGAUAUGUACCAUCUGUUUAGGCUGAUUUUGAAUUCAAUACAAAAAAACGAACUGACAUCACAGAUUAGGGUUUUCGUUUCCUGUUUGAGAUGCAAGAUAAAUUCUUGUCAUUAUCUACAGUACGGCUGAUGAUUUGUAUUAGUUGAUCAAACUUUGAUGGAACACUGUUCAUACCCGGAGAAUUUAAAUGGGUAGAGCUAUUUUUUGGUUGGUAAAUUGAAGGCCGAUUUGGCCGCAGUUCUUGUUUCUUUUA